UCCUUUGCCGGGGCUCGCGCUCCCUGCGGAGUCCCUCCCUUUGCAUGAGAAGAAACCGAACCAAAUAAGAAACUAGGAAUAAAGCCGCCGCAGCAAGGGCGGGCGGGCAGGCACUGCGCGCGGCGGCAGCGGCGGCGGCGGCGAGGCGUCUUCCGCCCGGCUCGGCCGCCCUCUUCCUCCCGGCCGACGAGACCCUGGGAUGCCGCGCCCACCGCCGGGAGAGGCGGGGCCUGCCAGCCUUCUAGUUCCGACUUCGGCCGCAGCUGGGCUCUGCUGGAGGGCCUGGUAAGUGGGGCGCCGCCCGGCCGGCCUUCGCCCCGGGGGCAGCGCGCGGGAGCGGGGCAGGGGCGCGCAGAGGGCGGCGGGCAGCCGAGGCCGAGGCCUGCCCGGGAGAGAGGGGCUCCGGCGUGGCUUCUCGCUGCCUCCCCGCCCCCCGCCCCCGGCAGGCUCCUCUUUCCCCCUCUUGCCCCUCGGAAAUCCCGCGGGGGCGGGAAGCAAGAGGCGCGCGCCCCUGAAUCCCCCCCAUUCCCAGGCGCGGCCAGCCUUUAGUCGCGCGCAAUCAACUCUUCCCCACGUUCCUCUUGGGCUGCGUGUCUGCCUGCCUUGCGAGCGCUGCGGGCGAGGCUCGUCGGAGGCAGCGGACGAAACCCGUCAGCGCGCAGGUUUCUCCGUUUGCUGCUCCUGCUGGGCGUUUGUGUGGGAAGAGGCGCGCACAGACCGGUUCUGCAACAAUCCUGCCUCCUCGGUGGUUCGCAGGAGCUCUGUUGGAUCCUGCGGCUGGUUCUGCUGGCUAUAAAGCGUGGGAGAAAAUGCAUUGCCUUCUUGCAGGGGCGAAACUAGGCUUUAUUUCACCCGGGUUAAAGACCCAGUCUGGCAAAAGAAAACCCGUGCAUUCGCGAACGCAAACAGGCUGGUGCCCCCCGGAGGCUUCACCCGGGGCAAAAAACCCGGCUAGCCCCCGCCCCCCUCGUAGCUACGGCUCUGCCUUAUUGCUCGGCCAUUUCUAAAGUUUAACAACCUAGAAGCAAGCUUUGGAGUUAGAAAGAACUCCCCCCGCCGCCUUUUUAAGGCCUUAGGUUUCCAUAGCAAACCAAAAAUUUGCUUUGCACCUUGCCUUGAUAGCUGUGUUCCAAGUACAUACUGCAAAGGGAAUGAUUUUCCUUGCCCUGCCCACGUGUUCUCUGAAUGUGGCUGAUGGUGUAACACUGGGGGAGGCGGAUAGAACUUUUUCUGGUGCUUUCUCUGGGCGUGGAAGUGAGGCAGGGAACGGUAAACGAAACCCCUGUUUGCCGCAAGGGUCUGUUUAAGCCCCUGGUGGGCUAUUUCCGCACCAAAUGCUCAGAUAAAAGGAAGCGAACAGGCUGUGGUGACCCCUCUGCUGUCCUGGCAUUUAUGGGCCUGUUCCAGGGUUGCCCCCAUGCCUGCACUUUUUCAAAUAAUAUGCUGAAAUAAUUGGAGAAGAGCUUUCUAGUCUCAAAUGCAACUCAUCCACUGGGUCUUUGCAAAGGUUGUAAAGGUAGCAAAGGGUGAAAUAUUGCUUGCUUCUAAACACUGAUGCUUGCUGUGGGGCUGGAGGCCUGCAAGUUGUUACUGAAUGAACUGCCUGUUAGGUGGGGCACUAGCCUGGUGUCCAUGGCAGCAUCACUCCCUAAAUGUUUGUGCAGGAAAGAUGGCACUGAACAGAAAGCGCUACUUUUGUUUCUUUCCCUAAAAGAGUUUUUCUUGGGGUGUCAGACCCUUCCCUAAGGCCCCUGCUUUUUUGCAUUAGACUGUGCCUAAAGCAGGGAUGGGAAACCUGUGGCCCUCAAAGUUGUGGAGCUACAAGCCUGGCCAUCGGUCAUUGGCUGGGGCUGAAGGGAAGGAGCUGCAGUCCAGUAACAUCUGAAGGGUCACAGAUUCCCCCAACCCAAAUCUGAAGGUAAAAUCAAAAUGGAGACGGAGAGGAGAAAGAGGCCUUGAUCUAAAGAGACAGCAGAUGAUUAUCAUAGAGCACUUAAUGUAUCCAUCUCUGUCUGGAUUGCAAACAGAGAAAUCUCCCAUGGAGCAAGCUGUGUUAAGAAUAUAUUUAUUUAAUAUAAAGAAUAUAUUUAUUUAUUUAAGCCAUUAUGUAUUUAUUUAAGCCAUUAACGUUUUUAAGUGGUGUACAUAAAAUUACAGACUAGGACCCUCCCUAUUUUUUGUGAUUGUGUUGUUCAGUUGUCAGUUUUUUAAUUGUCGUGACUCGCCUUGCAACCUUAGGGUGAAAGGUGGGUACUAAAUUAAAAUAAUAAUAAUGAUGAUGAUAAACUGUACAAAGAUAGGAACAAUCCAAAUUAUCAUAAAACAAACUAUUUAUAUAACCUGUAUUUUGGGCAGCUCACAAGGUACAAAAGAAUAAAUGCUAAAAUGUGAGGAUGAACCUAAUUCCCUAAGGAAAAAGAACAAACUUGUUCCAGUUCUUGAGCAGCUUAACGACAUGUUCUGACCAUUGUGCCAAAUACAUUUUGGGGGGGGGGGGUUGAUGUGGGUUUCAUGAACAUUACAGACUUUAAGUACAUCGGAGCCCUGCUGGAUCAGGCCAGAGGCCCAUCUAGUCUAGCAUCCUGUUCUCAUAAUGGCCAAACCAGAUUCCUCUGGGAAGCCCAUAGCAAAGGCAACAGCACUUGCCCCACUUGUGGAACCCCAGCAAGAUACACCGCCUCUGAUCCUGCAGGCAGAUCCUGCCUGAGCUUACUCAAAGGUUGUCCUCUGAGAUGGCAGUGAACUCGCAUGGUAUGUAAGCUUAGCCAGUCUUGAAAGCAGAGGGGAAGAACCUGUGGUCCUCUAGAUGAUGUUGUACAACUCCCAGUGGUCAUCCCUGACCAUUGACCAUGCUAGUUGGAGGUGAUGGGAUUUGGAGUCCAUUGCCAUCUGAAGGACCAUAGGUUACCCAGCGCUGCCUAAAUAGAUAAGGGGGAACCAAUAGCUGAGGCUUCUCCCUCCUUCAGUGUGCCAUACAGGUUAAACCUUAGCUUUGGAGUUGAGCGGUUGUUGCUGCGAGGGUACAAGAUAGGGGAUUUUGCCCAGCAAAUUUCAUAUUCAAGUGUCUUCUCUCUCUCUUCCAGCUAAGAAUUGCAUCCUAGCCGUGAAGUCUUCAGCCUCUCCAACGUAAAGUCCCUUCCAAGCGUCUCAUGAUGAGUCUCCAGUGGGCGGCUGUGGCCACCUUCCUCUAUGCAGAAGUCCUCCUCGUUUUCCUCCUGUGCAUACCCUUUAUCUCAGCAACAAGGUGAGCUGAGGUGGGGAUGGGAUUGCGGGUGAACCUAGGAGCCUUUCCAGGCCACAGCUGUUGUGUAACACAAUUAAGGACGCAAUCACACCCUCUCUCGGCCUUGGUUUCUAGGAUGUUGCAGGAGGCGGAUGGAUGCCUGUCAACGAAACAGUGGGUUGAGUGAUUAGCUCUUGCAGACCGAUGGGAAAUUAUUUUUAAUAUCUGGUUGUCACUGGAAUCUGUGAGAGGAGACAAGGAGGUGGAUGAAAAGUCACUCCCAUUUAUUUAGCCAAGUUCCUUAUUGUCAAACAUCUGCUAAGUAGCUCAGAGGGGGGUUGUGGUUAGGAAAUGGUGCAACAGCCCUUAUGUAGGACAUAGUUCUUGGACAGUGUUCUUAGGAACCACCCUAUUCCACGACACUAAUUUAUUUUAAGCUGAUUAAAAUACCUAUUAUAAAGUGCUGCAACUCUGGGACUUUAUAGAAGGGCGGCUAAGUAAUUUUUUAUUACUAUUACAAAGGUUGAUAGUAAAGCUCACCGUCAGGGCUGUUUGUAUUCUGAUGCACUAAGAAAUAAAAUUCUGUAGCCUGCUAAGUCCAAAUUUUGCAGAUUCUGCAGCAAGAAAAGCCAUGUUUUGCUACAUAAACUUGUAAAUGGUGUUUGGAAUUAGCCAGUUGCGACUGGUGCGGGUCCAGUUGUGACUACAUGGAGAUCUCUGGAUGCCAGGCUGGCGAUUGAGGAAAACAAAAUGCCACUUCGAGAAGAAUCUGAAAUACUUUCCCUGAAGCCUGAAUUAGAUUUAUUCUGAAUUGUUUUAUUUGAUGUUUUAAUGUGUUGUAAAACACAGAGAUUUGUUCUUUAAAAUAUAAAGCAGUAUAGAAACAGAAAUAAUAAUAAUAAUUGUCAUCAUCCCAUGGGGGUGGGAGGGGAGUGGUGCCACUGGGGUGACCGCAGCCUUGGUUUAAGGUGCCAUUUGGCAAUCUAUAUCUGAGUUUCUAACACUGCUUGUAAACUUAGUUUGCAUAAUUCAGUUAAUGAAAUCCGAUUGUUGAUGGAAUCUUUUGUGUGACAUGAUUGGAAAAUGAGAGGCAAUUGCUUAAAAAAUAUUUUUGUGUUUGGUGCCAUGUGUCACAAUCCUUAAAAUGACCUACUUAAACCCUGCAUAGUUCUGCUAAUUUAACUUUUUGGGAGAAGCAAAGAGCUGCCUGGGACACUUCAUUUCUGUUUCUAGCUCCUGGAAGCCUUCCUUGGCUGCUCCUCUGGCUUUUGAGUCUUUCGCAGGCACUGCUCACCUUACAAACAUACCUUCCCAGUUAUGAGGCCUAGAACCUUAGUUUUCUUUAAAAAAAAAUACAUAUAUGCAAGACUCUCAGGAAGCUGAAUUCUCUUCCCAACCUGCACUUCUUUAGAAUCAUGGCAUACACAUCCCCCCCCCACCCAUUCCUUCCUCCCAUCUCCUCCUGGCAUCUCUUCCGCUGCUGUUUAACCCAGACGGAAGGCUGUCUGGGGAUGUUGCUUGGCAGUUACCGCGUUGUCUCCUGAUUUCUUCCAGGAGUUACACUCCCUCCAAGGCAUUGAUGUAGCCCCAAAAUGCCUUCUGCCUGAAAGUGGCUCCAUGGCGUCAGGUUAGGCAGAGGUAACCGGGGAGGUGGGAAAUCCCUGGAGGUAGGGAAGGGGGAACCUAGAGCCUUCCAGAUGUUGCUGAGACUCCCAUCAGCUCAGCCAGUGUAACUAAUACUUGGGGAUGAUGGGAAUGUUAUAGGCCAACUGCGUUUGGAAGUUUACCAUCGUAGUCUUGGUCGGCGCUUGUCCACAGCCUCCUAAAUAGCCCAAGAGAGGAAAAACUGGGUCCUGUCUCCAUUUUGCUUCCCCACCCAUAGCAGAACAAGCUGCUGCCUGUGUUGCGGUCAAGUGUGUUUGUGUUUGUUGCCUGCAAAGCAUUGAUCCUAACCUCCAACCUUCUUCCACAGAUGGCAGAAAAUCUUCAAGUCCCGCUUGGUGAAGAUAAUGUUGGCCUAUGGGAAUACCUUCUUUGUUGUGCUCAUAGUCAUCCUGGUCCUGUUGUUUCUUGGUGAGUGGAAGGAAGCCAGUGUGCUUGGGGUGGGUGUUCUCGCCUCACCCGCUCAUGGGAGCGUUUGCUUCUCUGCCUGUGCCUGCCAGGUUCUGGCCAGGGCCUUGGGCCACUUCUUCCUCCUGUGCUCUCUGAGCUGCUCAUAGCCCAGCACUGAGACAGAAAGGGGACAGGAACGUGGCUGUGGUUCAGGGCCUUUCUCCACACCCGCUCAACUUUAUCUUGGCCAGUGAUUCAGGAGAACCAUCUUUCAUCUCCCUCCAUGUAGCUGGGGUAGGGCUUUGCCCAGAGUGCUGUGCUGGGUUUGGCCGUGAAGGAUUGUGGUUCAAAUCCUGCCCAGCCAUGAAUUUUCUUGGGGUCUUCCUCACAGGGUGGCUGUGAAAUCUAAAAGGCAACCAGAAGCAGUUCUGUGCUGUGGAAAAUCCUAGAAGAGUAAGAGUUGAAGAUAAAUCAGAGGGGGAAAGCUGGUGUCAAAAUAUUGGGGGUUGCGGGUGCGAAAGUGGUGGAGAUGACAGACCUCUGCUUUAUAGGUACCCGUAUUUUUCGCUCUAUAACACGCUCCCAACCAUAACACGCACAUAGUUUUUAGAGGAGGAAAACAAGAAAAAAAAAUAUUCUAAACGAAACAGUGGAUGUAUGAUUUUUGUGGUUCAUGCUGUGGCCACAGACAUGUGAUCUGACGGUGAGUUUGGGGUAGCCCAAGGCAAAAAUCCUGAGGAUCCAUGUGGAUCCGUGCUUUGUAACCACGUUUUUGCACCACUGCGGCCCCAGGCAACAGUGGGUGCGUGAUUUUUUUGGUGCAAGCUGUAGCCAUGGACAUGCUAUGUGAUCUGAUGGUGAAUUUGGGGUGACCCAGUGCAAAAAUCCUGAGGAUCCGUGUGGAUCCGUGCUUUGUAACCAUGUUUUAAGUGGGGAGGGAAGGAAAAGCACUCAAGGGACAGGGAACACGCGUGGGGUGGGUGGAGAAGGAUGCUGUUAAUAAUGCAGAAGAGGGGUAUAAGAGAAGAAGGCUCUUAUAAGAGGAGUGGGGAGGAAAGAGAGACAGAGCCUGCUUGCGAAAAACUUUGCUCCUAUUUAGCGAGUGGGGAGGAGAGAGAGACAGAGAGCCUGCUUGCUUUAAAGGAGCCAACCGGACAGGAGCCGCUUACACGAGUGUAAGCGGCUCCUCUCCUCUCCUCUUCCGCUUUGCUCCUUUAAAGCAAGCAGGCUCUCUGUCUCUCUCUCCUCCUCACUCAGCGGCUCUUCUCCCGCUUUGAUGUUUCAAAGCGAGCCACGGAGGAGGGAAGGAAGGGGAACCAUGGAUCCUCUGCUCACAACUGCAGCAGAUCCCCCCGCCAUCCAUAGGCAUUCGCUCCAUAACACACACAGACAUUUCCCCUUACUUUCUAGGAGGAAAAAAGUGAGUGUUAUGGUGCAAAAAAUACGGUACCUUCUUUCUACUUCACCAUUGCACUUAGCUGCUCAGGACAGUUGAGUAGACAACUGCUUUGCAUCCAUUUUGAUGUAUUUUUAAUCUUUGUUGGAAGCUGCCCAGAGUGGCUGGGGAAACCCAGCCAGAUGGGCAGGGUACAAAUAAAAUAAUAAAUAAUAAUAAUAAUAAUAAUAAUAAUAAUAAUAAUAAUAAUAAUAAUAAUAUCAUCAGCAGUUGGGCUAGGAUGCCAAAUAUCUUUUGUGUGGGUUAUGGCAAUGUAUUCUAUUCAGAUGGGGGGUGGGGGAGAGACCCUGGAAGCCUUGUGAAAUGAGGCUGCUCUUUUGACCCCUACCUCCACUACACCAGUUCCACAUAAAGCAAACCAAUUUGUUUUAAGUCCCUUGCAUCAGGGCAUUUCUAGAAACCGCCUCCUUCAUGUGAUAUUUGUCUGCCUUUUGAGGUCCUCAGCAGAUGCUCUGCUCUGCCACUGUUAGAGAUGCAGUCUACCCUCUACAUGGGGCAGACCCUUUUGGGUUGUUUAUCCCAGAUUAUGGAACUCCAUGCCCUGAAGGGCUCCCUUGGCCCCCUCUCCCUGCUAGCAUUUCGGCACUUGGCCCAGCCUUUAUGUAGUGCCUUUGUGGACAAGCUCUCCCCUGGAUUGUGUGCGUGUCACUCCUGAUCCAGUUUUAUGGUGCAGAAUUCUAUAUUUUUAAAAGAAGGUUGCCGGCACUUUGAAGGCCUUUGAGAUGGAGAAACGGCUUAGAAAUAAAUUGGAUCAGAAGUUGGGCACAUUCUUACCUCCCCCUCCAUUAAGAUAGAUUCUGUGGCUGGGUUGUUGUCUUAGAGAUGCUCAAUUUCCCCUAAAGCAAGGAUGGUCGACAUGGCGCCCUUCAGCUGUCCCUGAACUACAACUCCCAUCAUCCCUGACCGUUGGUCAUGCUGGCUGAGGCUGUUAGGCAUUGCAGUACGCCAGCACCUGGAGGGCACCAUGUUCUUUGUCACUGCCUCUAAAGUCACCUGCAGUGAUGGCCCAGAAUCCAGCGUUCUAGCCAGCAGCACAUGUCCAGUGACAGGUAGGCUGUUCCCUGUGAAACAUUCCUGGCUGUUCUUCAGCAGGUUUCUCUGCUUCUGGCUCCUUUGGCAAGAGACAGCGCAAGGGUGUUAAAAUGGCACAUGCAAGCUGCAGUUCAUGCAGAGAUGGAGCUUGCAAGGUAUGCAAGAAGUUGGCUUCUGCUGCCCCCUGGAGUUUUCAGUGGGACAGUGAGGGUGAGAAGUGCACUCUUCCAUACAAACCCCUUUCAUGGACUCAGAAUUGUAGAGUUGGAAGGAAACCCCGAGGGUCAUCUAGUCCAACCCACUGCAAUGCAGGAAUCUCCACUGAAGCAUUCGUUUUAUGAGUGAGUAGAGCGCCAUCCCAUCAGUUUGUGCCGUCUGGCUGUUGGGGCUCCCUAGGGAUGGAGCUGAUGGACUUGUGUGCCGUAUUCCACACAAAUGCAGAAACUUAUUAUAGAACCAAAAUGAGACUUGUUCAUGUGGCACCACAAGAAGGCGAGUCCAGCCCAUGGGUCAUCAGUCAGCCGCCCUGUUUUAGGGAAUGAAUUCAACAUAGAGCCAAGCGGAUCGCUCUGUCGGCUCACUCAUUUCUGCUUUCCUGAUGAAAUGAGCUGCCUUCUCCUCCACCUGCCUGCUGUCCCAGUGGUUCUCCUGACCCCCAGAGCCAACUGGAGGGGCAAGCCCCAUUGCACUAGCAGAAGAAGUUGUUGCACAGGCUUUUUUUCUUUUCUUUUGAAGAGGCUUUCUUGUAAUAAUUGUCAAGGGCAAGGAUAGGGCACUUUUUCCUCCUGGGGGCCACAAAAUGGGCGUGGCCAGAGGCAAAAAAACGGGUAGGACCCCAGACAUUACUCACUUGCAUAUAGCAGGCUCCAUUCAAGUCAUGUAAAAUCCAGGGAUUCCCAUGCAGACCUCUCUAUUCUCAGUUCCAGUCAGGCAAAAGUCCUCAAGGAGACAGUGGGGCAGGUGCUAGUGUGGGCUGUGUCCUGGAGAGAGUCAUGUGGGCCAGAUAGAGAGGUCUUGGGGGUAGAUGGGUGUGCUCUGGGCCUCAGGAUCCCCUACCUGGCCUGGGAGGAGAAGAAAUUCAGUGCUUUAGUUCUCAGUCACUUCAAACUUUAGUUACCUUUAUCCUGCUAACCCCAUAUAUUCUUGAAACCUGACUAUCAUACUUGACCCAGACUGGAUGAUAUCUUUGCCAUGUGACUUGAGCUUGAUUUUCCUUCUGGAAAUAUCAGCUGUGGGGGUUUGACUUUGGGUAGGAUUUGUGGGGUGAGGGAAUUGUCCCUUCUCUCCACACAUUUCCCCCCUCAAAAUUGCCUCCCAAGCUGCUUGUGGCAAAUCACACCUUUAGGGGCAAUAAGCAGAAGAGUGGCUUUCUAGUGAGAAAAAGGCUGUGGAGUAGGUCACCACCACACACACACACCGGUCCAUGCACUGUGAUCCCCAUCUGAAUUGCACCCCAGCAAUUUCUGUUGCUAAAAGAAAAAGAAGCCUGGGCAGCACAAUCAUGUGACCAACGUAUCGCCUGGUAUUGGAAGUCCGCUGCUUUUAGAAUACUUGGCGAGGCUGAAUAUGUGAGGAAAUAGUUUCACCUUUAGCACAGUCAGUGAGGAGUCAAAACUUUAUUUUGCAAUCAUUCAUUGCCAUGACUUAGGCUGUCAAAAUGGCUUGUAAUGUUAAUACCCAAAUAGCAUUCGUACUGUUUCAGAAUGGAACGGAAUGAAGGAGGGGUGACAUUGUCUUACGUCUACACAGACCUUUCAGCUAACAUUGGCUUAAUUCUCAAGCAUGAGAAGCAGGGCCCUUCCGCCCCCUUCUAAUAGUACCUCUGUUUCUUUGAUGCUCAUGGCAGCCAUUUUGUGCUGGCACCCACAGCACUUUGGUGUAGAUACUAGAACCGGCACCUCAUUAUCAUUAUUCUUUUAACCAAAAAAAAAAGCCCUGAAAUAUAUGACAAUGGAGUGGAACUGACAGAUUUCUCUCAGGAGAGAAUUUAACUUGGGCGCCAUGCUGAAUAUAUCCUAUUCCUGGUGACAGCUGAUCUUGCCUCAGAUGAUCAUGAUUACAUGAAGUAAUGUCUCAUGUGUCAAUCUUAAUUAAUGUGGUGGGUGGCAAGUAUAGGAGAAAGAGCUCAUUAAGUGGCUUCCUAGAUCAAGGCCACUGAGGGCUUUAAAGAUUGGAAGCCGACAACCUAACCUGGGCCUGAAAACAAGCUGGCAGCUAAUGGCGCUCUCCUCAGAGACUGGGCUGGGGAGCGUGUGACCCCCCCCCCAAGUAGUUGUUGAACUACAGCUCUUAUCAUCUCCAAUCAUUGGCCAUGUUGGCUGGGGCUGAUGGGAGCUGGAGUCCAUAAAUAGCUAGAGAGCCACAGGCCCCCAGCCCUGCUCUGAAAGGUGAGAUACGCUCCUGGAGGUUAGUUCUAGAUAGAAAUUAUGCUACUAUAUUCUGGACCAGUGGAAAUUACCCAGAGGCUCCUCAUGGUAGGAGGGUAGCAAAGUGUUGCAUUGUGUGGGGGCAGCUGAAAAGCUUGUUUAUGUUCCCAUCAGUCUAAGACCUGCUUUGGGGACCCUACCGUUGGUCAGUGGGACAAGCAUUCUCAAGUUGGCAUGACCAAAACCUACCUCCAUUUUAUACUUCUGUCUGGAACACAUGCUGUUGUGGCAUGAUGGCUUUUGGUGGAGUCUUGUCAAAGACUUCAGCUGGAUUCAUGGAUUCAUGGCAAUGGGCUGGGCUUGGGACGAAAUCUCCAGAAACCAACCAGUUCAAGCAAGGCUUGCAAAUAAAUUGUCAGUCUGCGGAGCUCUGACUCGUAUAUAAAUUUGUGACUUGCAGAUGCCAUUCGUGAGAUCCGGAAAUAUGACGACGUGACCGAGAAAGUGAACCUGCAGACCAACCCUGGGGCUGUGGAGCAUUAUCACAUGAAGCUCUUCCGAGCCCAGCGGAACCUCUACAUUGCUGGCUUCUCGCUGCUGAUGUCCUUGUGAGUACCUCAGGGGCACUGCUGAGGCCAGAUCUGGUGGUGGGCAAGCUGCGUGGCCGGCCAGACUCAUCACCCCUGACUAUUAGCCAUGCUGCCUGGAGCCUGAUGGAAACUGGAGUCUUAACAGCAUCUAGAGGGCCACCAUUUCCCAAUCCCUGGGCCAGAUGCUUGGGAAUCUGGGUAAGGCUUGGAUACUAGGUUUGAAUUCAGGAGGCACUGGAAAUAAGGCAUUGAGGGGAGCAUCAGCUGCAGCCAGAUUGCAUCACCCUUAGCACCCACUUCUUGCCAGUAAGAACCAAAUUAUUUACUUUGUGGCCCUUGACAUAGUUCUUGCACAUAGUAGCAAAGAGUUCUCUUGGGAGCAUCCCUUUCACCAUUUCAAGGGUGGCCUCCAUAUAUUCUCCUUUACAGAGAAAAGCUUCUAGGCAGGCUUUGACAUCUCCCCUUAAUGAUGCUUUGCCUGGUUCUCUUGCACCGUAGGUGUUGGCUGCAGAGCUGCAUAAAAGGUAACGGGACCCCUGACCAUUAGGUCCAGUCGUGGCCGACUCUGGGGUUGCGGCGCUCAUCUCGCUUUAUUGGCCGAGGGAGCUGGCGCACAGCUUCCGGGUCAUGUGGCCAGCAUGACUAAGCCGCUUCUGGUGAACCAGAGCAGCGCACGGAAACACUGUUUACCUUCCCACCAGAGCGGUACCUAUUUAUCUACUUGCACUUUGAUGUGCUUUCGAACUGCUAGGUUGGCAGGAGCAGGGACCGAGCAACGGGAGCUCACCCCGUCGCGGGGAUUCAAACCGGCGACCUUCUGAUCGGCAAGUCCUAGGCUCUGUGGUUUAACCCACAGCGCCACCUGAGAGGAUGGCAAAGCUAGAGGUGGGGAGCCUCUGGCCCACGGGCCAAACGUGGCUAUCUAGGCCUGCCCACUUGGCCUACAAGGCUUUUUUGUGAACCCAGGCCCAGCGCCCCACAUAUAUGAUAGCAGGUGUGGGAUAGGUAAGGGUGGGGUUUCAAAGGAACAACCAGGAGCUUAAAGUGGAUUCCUGACUGUUUAAUUUGCUGGAGCAAGGUAUACUCCCAGUCAUGGCAUCAAAUGAUGGGCAAUGAGAACGCACCUUGCUUGAGGUGGGCAUGUGGUUUCUAUUCAGUGGAAGCUGCUUCUCCCUUUUUACAACUGCUCUUUGAAGCUGCCUGUGCUUCUUUCAGCCUACAGAACAUGGAAGGCACAGGGCUGGCAAUGCCUCCUGCGCUGUGACGCCAAGUUUGGGAACCCUGCACAGUGAAUUUGGAGGGUGGCCAAUCAUCUGGUGUUGUCUGCCUCAGAGCUGUAGCUAUAGGAGGCGGGGGCUAGCCAGGGUUUUUGCUCAGGUGAAGCCUCCAGAGGGGCGCCAUUGAGGCUCCCAGGCUGUGUGUGUGUGUGUGUGUGUGUGUGUGUGUGUGUAUAUAUGCAAAUGUGCAUUGGGGGAUUGGGUACCCAACUGGGUCUUUGACCCAAGUGAAAUAAAGCCUAGUUUCGCCUCUGGGGUGGAUUGCACCACUCGCCUGUCAAGGUUGGCCCCCAUAGUGGACGAAAAAGUCUCCCCACCCUUGCAUAAGCAAUGCAAUUAACCUUCUGCAGUGUUGUUUGCAUGGUGCAUGCCCAGGUUGUCUCAACAACUGUGAGAUGUGCAGAUUGGCAGGCAAAGUAAUACUAAAAAUUACUCCCUGAAGAUAGAUUUGAAAACCACUGCUGUACAAAAAGGAGGCACGGUUUUCAUCACAUUUCCCUGCUCUCCCUUCUGGAAGCUUUGACAACGAGCGUGAUGUGAGCUGCAGAGGGGCUUGCCUCUUCUCCCUGCUCCCAUUUGUGUUGCUCUGUUUAGGUCAGGGCUGGAGAACAGCAUCUAGAUCAGGCAUCCCCAAACUCGGCCCUCCAGCUGUUUUGGGACUACAACUCCCAUCAUCCCUGACCAUUGGUCCUGUUAGCUAGGGCAGAGUUUGGGGAUGCCUGAUCUAGAGGGCCACACUGGUUUCCUGUCCUUGGUUAAUAAUAAUAAUAAUAAUAAUAAUAAUAAUAAUAAUAAUAAUAAUUUUUAUUUAUACUCCGCCCUCCCCAGCCAAGGCCGGGCUCAGGGCGGCUAACAAGCAAUAAUAAAAACAAGUUGAAUGAAUACAACUUAAAAACAAGAUUAAAAUACAACAUUAAAAUAUUGAAACAUUAAAAUAUUAAAAUGCAGCCUCAUCACAGGAGGAGAAAGGAAAAAGAAAAAAGAAAGAGGGGGACGGAAUCAAAUUGGCUCCAAGCCAAAGGCCAGGUGGAACAACUCUGUCUUACAGGCCCUGCGGAAAGAAAUCAGAUCCUGCAGGGCCCUGGUCUCAUGAGGCAGAGUGUUCUACCAGGCCAGAGCCAAUGUUGAAAAGGCCUUGGCUCUGGUUGAGGCUAAUCUAACUUCCUUAGGGCCCGGGACCACUAGGGUGUUGCUAUUUAUGGACCUUGAGACUCUCUGUGGGGCAUACCGGGAGAGGCGGUCCCGUAGGUACGAGGGUCCUAGGCUGUUUAGAGCCUCACUGGGUGCUAUCUCUCUGUUUCUUUUCUCUCUCUUGUCUGUCUGGGUGGCUUCCAUCCCAUCAAAAGCUUAUGCUGUAAAAAACCGGUUAAUCUUCAGAGCAGGACUCCUGUUUUCAGCAUCAGUCUGGCACAGCAGCCUAGCUCUUUUGGAAGGCCACUUGGAGGAGGCAGGGUGUCAAAAUUUCUAUACAGCAACAUGAUCUGCAAGAACUAUGUCAAGGGCCUUACUGACAAUUUGGCCUUACUGGCAAGAAGUGGGUGCGAAGGGUGAUGCAAUCUGGCUGCAACUGAUGCAACUGCUCAUCUCAAUGCCUUAUUCCCAGUGCCUUCUGUAUUCCCGCUUACUAUCCAAGACUUGCUAAGAUUCCUAAGAGGUGGCCCUCUGGAUGCUGUUGGACUCCAGUUCCCACAAAUAGUUCUUGUUUUUAUUAGGUAUUUUGUGUUUUUAUUACGUAUUUUUAUGCUUUGAACUGCCUUGAGAUCUUCAGAUGAAGGGCAGUAUACAAAUAAUAAUAAAUAAUGGGACUAUGCAGUAGCUGGGCAUGCACUGCUUGCUCCCUCUUGCCUCCACUUGACUGUGAGGACCAUGUGGUGGUUGACCAAAGACAUCCUGUUUCCAACCCCUGUUGCAUACAGUGGUACCUCUAGUUAAGAACUUACGGUAAUUUGUUCCGGAGGUCCGUUCUUAGCUUGAAACUGUUCUUAACCUGAGGUACCACUUUAGCUAAUGGGGCCUCCCGCUGCUGCUGCCACCGCACAAUUUCUGUUCUCAUCCUGAAGCAAAGUUCUUAACCCAAGGUACUAUUUCUGGGUUAGCGGAGUCUGUAACCUGAAGCUUAUGUAACCUGAAGCGUAUGUAACUCGAGGUACCAGUGUAUUCUGUUUGCUGCUGUUUAGACUAGAGUUAAGUACAGUGGUACCUUGGGUUACAUACGCUUCAGGUUACAGACUCCGCUAACCCAGAAAUAGUACCUCGGGUUAAGAACUUUGCUUCAGGAUGAGAACAGAAAUCGUGCUCCGGCGGCGCAGUGGCAGCAGGAGGCCCCAUUAGCUGAAGUGGUGCUUCAGUUUAAGAACAGUUUUAGGUUAAGAACAGACCUCCAGAACAAAUUUAGUUCUUAACCCGAGGUACCACUGUAGUUGCAGAGGCUGAAGCAGCCUGCUGUGCUCUCUCUGGCCACAAGGUGGCAGGCGUGCAUAAUCUCUUACCUCUUACUGAAAAUUCCUGAGGAUGAGGACAGCAGCUGAGUCUACAAGCCAGUAGAGUAGACUCUUCAGAGUUGGGGAUUAAGCCACAAAGUGAUGCCCUAAUGAGCACAUGCCGGACGCUUUCUCUGGACAGAACCACCACUUCUGUGCCCUUGGACUGUAGUGAGGGCCAGGCAGCCCUUGGCCCUUCGAGCCAACUUUUUCUUAAGAAGCUUCUGAGAUUAACAGUAAGAAGCCUAAAAGAGAUGAAAUUCCAAUUCCUAAAGUUAUUCUCUCUUCUCCUGCCCACAUCAUGGGUUUUUAUGUUUGCUAUUCAUUUUGCAACCUGUUGAGAGUCAGACCAUUCGUCCAUCUAGCCCAGCAUUGUCUGCACAGGCUGGCAGAGGCUGUACAGGGUUCAGCCAGGGGGUGUUCCUAGCCUUACCUGGAGGUGCAGAGGACUGACCCUGGGACCUUCUGCAUGCAGAGCAGACGCUCUGCCACCGAGAUGUGGCCCUUCCCCCAGCGGAGGAAGAUGGCCUCAUUCUGAGCUAGAGCAGCUGCCCAUCUAGGUCAGCGGUUCUCAGCCUGUGGGUCCCCAGAUGUUGGACUACAACUCCCACCAUCCCUCAGCUCGGGCCUUGCUAGCUAGGGGUGAUGGGAGUUGUAGUUCAACAACAUCUGGGGACCCACAGACUGAGAAAGGCUGAUCUAGAUUUUGCCACACUGAUUGGCAGCCACGGCCUCCAGGGUUCAGGCGGGGCGGGGGGCAUUUCUAGCCCCACCUGGAGAUGCCACUUGGAGAUUGAACCUGGGACCUCCUGCUUCACCCCUUCUCCAUUGCCAGUGGUCCUUGCCGUUGGCAGCAGCUGCUCACAGAGGCCGGCUGAACCAGGGCUCAUGUCCCCCUGGCACUGUGAGCAGGCUGCGGGGUCUCUGUUGUGUCCAUUACAGUGCCUGUCCAGCCAGCUCUCUGGUUUGAUGAGCAGCCGCGUUUGGCCGCACAAGACAGCUGGCGAAGGGUGUGAACAAUGCCUGUGGGCCAUAAAUCAGCAGUCUGGGUGCAGAGUUGCAUACAAAGGGAAUGUGCUUGACUGUGCAGCUGGGGCUGGAAGUAGGGAUGGGGGGGGGAGCUGUCGGCUUCCAUAUCUUUUCUGUGUGUGAGUGUCUGGCCAGGAGGCAGGAUGUUCUGGUCUUGUGAGCUCAGCCCUUGGCCUUCGGGCUGCAGCUUCUCAGCUCACUUUCCCUUUCAUUGUUGCAAAAUGCGUUUGUUGUCCGUGCUCAGAAUGGCUAUACAGAGGGAACUGGGAGUCCUGGGCCAGAUCUCACUCCCAUAACGCUUGUCCAAGGUGGCUUUGCCCUUCCCUUGCCCUUGAAAGCACAUUGACUUGCAAGGCGGUUAUUCAGAAAGGUACAAAGCUUGCCCUUCCCUCUCUUGUGUCCUCGCUAUCGAGAGAAGCUUUUUAAAAAACGGGAUGGAGCAUUUUCUCCAGGCGAGAGCUGCAAGCCACCCUGCGCUGGGCUUCAGUUGGCAUUGAAGCACUCGAAGGGACUGCCAGCGUUCUCUCGUUCCGCUUUGUGGCUUUGCGAUGGCAGCUCUUGCAGCCAGAGGAAUCUGUGCUGAGGGCCAUCUCUGCCUUGCACUGGGUUUAUUGCCACCUCACUCCCUUCUCUGACCAGCAUUUCGGUCUGUGGCUUCUAACAGACAGUGGUCAUCUGGUGGUGGCAAAAGCCUGUUUGACAUCUGGCCAAGGCUGAGCUUUGUGGGCGCCACUCUUGGCCUGUGUCCUGGCACUCCCUUGUCACGAUCGAUCUGCUUGGUGGCUCCUGGAUGUGGCAGCCUUCCUUCCCCUGGGCCAAUCCAAGCUGCCGGAAGGGCUUGCGUAAGCCUUGCAAUGUAGCGCCUUGCAGUGACUCUGGGGGCUGGCUCUGCAUGGUUCCCUGUACAUUAGUCUGCCUCCUUUGGUGCCAGUGUGGUAUAGUGGUUAAGAGCGGUAGACCCGUAAUCUGGUGAACUGGGUUUGCAUCUCUGCUCCUCCACAUGCAGCUGCUGGGUGACCUUGGGCCAGUCACACUUCUCUGAAGUUUCUCAGCUUCACUCACCUCACAGAGUGUUUGUUGUGGGGGAGGAAGGAAAAGGAGAAUGUUAGUCGCUUUGAGACUCCUUAGGGUAGUGAUAAAGCAGGAUAUCAAAUCCAAACUCUUCUCUUCUCCUAUGCUGAAAAGGAGCUGCUCCUUGAAAGGGUGACGUGCAGUGGCUUCUUUCAAGUCCAGGAAGCGUUGCUUCAUUGUUCUUGCUCCUCUGGUGGGAAUGGGGCAAGAAGUGAUAAGGCUAAGAUGGAGGGAAGCAGUGGUGAUAGCAGGUGGAGGGUGGAGAAGAAGCUGUCUCUAAGCUGAGAGCCCUGGUGAGCAACAACCUCAUAAGAGAGGCCAUAUUUUGAUAUAAACAAUUGCAGAAGGGCUGGCAGAAUGGGUUCUCAGUGUGGAGCUGUGCCUGCAUUGGCAGGGGCCACAACCACUUCCUGGCUUGGGAGGCAGCAAAGGCUUUGGCCAAGCGCUCCACGGAUCCUUCUGCCUUUUGCUCUCCUCUGUCUUGGUGUGGGGAGAGAACUCCUGUGCUGCAGAAUCUCUGCUGGUCAGGGUACAGACGAUAGUGGGCUGGAUGGACCAAUGUCCUGACUCUGUAUAAGGCAGCUUCUUUUAUCAAAGGUUUGCGGAACCUUGACAUGAAGCAGGAAUGGGGAUCCUAAGUAGCUCUAUGGAUAAUGUUGGACUCCAGGUUGUGUCAGCCCCAGCCAGCUCGGCCCGUGGCCACGGAUGGUGGGAGAUGGUGGUCCAGCAAUAUCCAGAAAGUCACAGGUCCCCAUCCUUGAACUUUUGACGUGAAGCACAGUCUUCUCUACUGCAGUUAAACUCAUGAUCCUGUUGAUGGCAAGACCGGCCUUCCAUUUUCUUACCAGUCUUCUCUGGUCAGAGACAUUGUUAGGCCUCACUGUUCUGUUUUCCCCAACGGGUAUGCAUGGCUCAGUCGUUUUAUGACUUGAGGUGGGGGCUUCAGUGAUCCAGCUGAUAAAGCACUACUGGGUUCAGAUUCAAGUCCCACCUGGUUAGCCUUGGGCAAGGCCAAGUUGUGUUCCUUGCUUGCUUUCCCCAGUAUGCAGAGACAGCCUUGGUGGGCAAGAAAGCUACUGUCACUCCCAGUUUCCAGUACAAAAUCCUCGUUUCCAAGGCCAGUUGGGAAGCCUGUGACUGACCUGGAAAUUGAACCCGGUGCUUUAUCAACUAGGUCACUCCAGUGCCCUUUACAGCAGACCCAGAUCUAAAGACCUCUCUGUGUGUGUCUUAACUCUCUUGUUGACUUGGUUUGCGAUGCCCUCUUUGAGCAACCUUCUGCCUCUGUCCUUGCAGUCUGCUGAGACGCCUGGUCACCCUCAUCUCCCAGCACGCCACUGUCCUGGCUUCGAACGAAGCCUUCAAGAAGCAGGCAGAAGGAGCUAGCGAUGCGGCCAAGAAGUACAUGGAGGAGAACGACAAGCUAAAGAAGGUAUGGUCUCCUGCCUGGGCCAGAGGCACAGGGGAAGCUGCCGUGGGGCAGUUUUGACUUUGGCAGAUUGCUGCAGUGUUGUUACAAACGUGAGUUUUGAGGCUCCCCUCAGUUUUAGCAGCGGAUGGCCCUGCUGGAUGCUAGUCCCUCUGCUCUUGAGGAAACACAGGUGCAGUGGCCCCUCUGGGCAGUAGUUUGCACACUUCCACGCAUCCUCAGACUUCAGAGGCCUGAUUUAUGGGUGUAUUGGUUGGUGUCUGUAAUCCUAUAAGGCUCUGAGACUGUCUGUCACACUAUAUACCCGGUCCCCUUUUAUGGCAGUAACCUUACCCAAGGGGUUAAUCGCCCACUGGUGCCUUGUUUUUUCAGGAAUACUUGGUGGGUGACUUUGACCUACAAGAUUGCUGCACUAGCAAAUGCCAGGCAUUUGAAGCAGCUGGCAUUGCAACCCGCUCCCUCGAUAGCCUGGUGUUGGUGAGAGGCUUGCUGGCACCUAAAUAUGGAGUAUACCUCAAAAUGGGUUCAAGAUGGUGUUGGCUAACCCUCCGGUAGCCAAGGCACACUUUCUGAAUUUACAUGUGAGGCAGGCUUUGUUCCGUCCACCGCAUUUUUCUUCAGUGAAGGUGUGGGGAGGAAGAUGUAGCCCACUGUGGCCUACCUGUGACCAGCAGGUGGUCUCCUGGGGCUUGGGGACCCUUUCUUGGCACCAGGAGACAUCUGGAAUUGGACCUGGGACCUUCUGCAUGCUGAGCAGGUGACCCCUCCAAGCCAGUGUGGUGUAGUGGUUAAGAGCGGUAGUCUCAUAAUCUGGGGAACCGGGUUCGCGUCUCCGCUCCUCCACAUGCAGCUGCUGGGUGACCUUGGGCCAGUCACACUUCUUUGAAGUCUCUCAGCCCCACUCACCUCACAGAGUGUUUGUUGUGGGGGAGGAAGGGAAAGGAGAAUGUUAGCCGCUUUGAGACUCCUGAAGGGGAGUGAAAGGCGGGAUAUCAAAUCCAAAAUGCUUCUUAUGCAUUUCCUGGAAUUGCCUCCCUCCAGCGAGAGCGCAGAGGUGUUGUAGGUCAAACUCUUCUGGGCAGGGGUAUAGCGCCAUUUGCCAGAACCAGGGGUGGCGCAAAUGCUCACCAGUGGGAGUGGUGCGCAUUCGCCCAGCUCUUGCUGCUGAACGCUGCCAGGCAGGUGCUCAUGCGCCGGGCAGGGUAGGGGCACAGAGGGUGCUCUUUGCCCUUGGCACUCACCCAGCCCUCACUGCCGGAGCCAGGCAGGGCGCGACAGAGAUGCUGGUUUGCUCCCCUCCAAGAUUGUGUGCCAGGGCCAUGACCCGCCCCAUCUCCUGGAUGGCAAAUAGCUUUGCUGAUUUUUUGCCUUGAGAACACUGGGAUGAUCUAAUGAAGGAGCUAAGCUCCUCUGAAGCCUUACCUUCUGACUACUGGAAAUCUUCUUGCUUGGUUCUUUUAAAAACAAGCUCCCAAACCUUUCAGCAUCAUGCAUGGUGCUUGUGACAAUCUUGCAAAGGGAAACUAUAACUGCGGCCCUCUGAACUGGUGUUGAACUACAGCCCCCAUCAUGCUUGACUGUGGGCCAUGCUAGCUGAGGCUGAUGGGAGUCCCCCCCCCCCGAAAUAUCUGGAGUGCCAGGUUCUCCAUCCCUGGUAUAGGACAUUGUGCUCUGCCAGGAGAAAUAUUACAUGGUGGAGGUCACCAUCUCAGCACCCACAAGCAAGGUGGCACCUGGAGAGGCUUUCAUUGGUACCUUUGGGCAGGGGCUCUGGACUCUGAGCUUUCCUUUUUCUAAAGAGGCAAGUCUCUUGCCCUUCUAGACAGAGAAAUAGGAAGCAAAAUAUGCAGGUACCCCGUCUAAGAAAUUUCUGUGAAACAAGCUGGACUGACUGCUCCAACCAUAUUAGCCAAUGAGUUGCUUGGACACCAGUUAUUCCUGUGGUCUAAAGAGUUGCUGUUUCCCCUUCCUCUUCUGUGUUCUUUUCCUGCUUCAGACUUCUUUCCAGGUCAUUGGAAUUCCUGUAGUUUCCAUUCCUUUUCCCGAGCAACCAGGAUGCAUUUUUCCUGUGAUCAGUUUUUAUGAGAUCAGGGUAGUCCCUAGGAAUCAUUUUCUGCAAAUAAUACUACACAGUGAGUGAGUGUGGGUGCGUGCUAUGGAAUCCCUCCUCCCCACCGAAGGCAAAGGUUAGAACUUUGCAACAGGCUGCGCCAUCUCUCCUUCUGUGUGGGAGAUAAGAAUUCACUGCAGUACAAUUGUGCACAUGUCUACUCAGACGUAACACAGGAGGAAAGUGUAGUUUGGUUGGCCAGUCGCUGCACCUCUCAACGGCAAACUUUCAUUGAGACCAGAAACUGUUGCUUUAGGGUGGCUGGGUGUUUUUCAGUGUGUGUUUUUGCAAGCUUUUGAAUUGUAGAGUUCACUGUGCAUUUAUUUUUUGAAAAACAAAACAGCGUGUGUAAGCUGGCAGCAAUGGAAAGGCACCCCGAUGAAGCAGGGCACUGUGUAGUCUUGCACUUAAAUGAUGAAAGCGGUAAUAACCAGUCUGCACUAGUGAUUUUGCACCCUUCUACUCAAGCACAGAUGCCCAAGGCCUCUUCACACCCGUCUCGCCCUGAGGGAACAAGUUCCCAAAUACCUUGGGUUGCGAACGCUGCAGAUUACGUCUUUUCAGGUUGCGUCCCGCGGCGACCCGGAAGUACCAGAAAGGGUUACUUCUGGGUGUCGCCACUCGCGCAUGCGGAGAUGUGCAAAAUGACAUCAUGCGCAUGCGCAGAUGUGGUGAAUUGCGACCCGCACAUGCGCAGACGCGGGUUGCAUUCCUUUCAGGUUGCGAACGUGGCUCCGGAAUGGAUCCCGUUCGCAACCAGAGGUACCACUGUAAUGUCUGAAAAGUUUGUAAAACCCUGACACCUGAAAUAUUUUGUUUCCAUCUGCUUCCCCCUCCGCCUUGCAAAAGAAAAAGAAAAGAAAAGGGUACCUGGCAGCUUCUAAGUCCCCUAAACAUAGGCUUGCUAAAUAGUCCCACAAUCUUUACAGCUACAAGGCCUUGAAACUUCUGAGAACCUCGGCUUUGCUUCAUAAGAAUCCUGAACUAGAUCCCAGGUCUUCCCCACCCCCUCCUCACAUGGAGAGUGCGGCUGUGAAAGGCAAGCUCUGUCGCAUGGCAAGUGUGUUGGAGUUUCUGGGAAUUCACGGCAGCUGCAGCUUCUAAUGCAGAAUCCAGAUUUCCUUAGAAAAUAAAACAAGAGCAGGCUUCCUUCCACCGCAUGAUGGACAAAACAGGUGAAAGUGCCCCUGCAUUCUCAAGUUUCAGCUUUGGGGGGUGGGGCUCCAACCUGGGGGCAGCUCCCUUUCAUUCAAUUUCUUUCUUUCCUUUGCCAGCUUUUCUCCUCUGAGGCCCAGCCCUACUUUCUGUCCUCCCUAACCAAUAGAACUAAGCAUGGAAAUUCAUGGAAUUUCCAUUUGCAGCGGGGUAAGAGGCCUCACAUUUGCCUGUGUACCAAAGAGCCUUCAAACCUUAUGUUUUUUAAACCACCACCCGCCAUAUGGGGCAGGCAAGCCCCAUCACGCUGGGUUGACAUGAGGGCACUGCCUUAAAUAUGGCAAUAAUUUUUAUGGAGUCAAAUAAAUAAGGACUGUGCAUUAGCAAGACAGCCUUGACCCUCUGGAUAGUAGGGUGGUGGUUGAAUGUAUCAGCUUUGGUGUGUCUUCAAUCUGUAGCCAUAAACAGGAUGCAAAGAUAAAAAUGCAAACCUUGCUCAAGGGUGGUGAUUAUGACUUGGGCUUUUGAUAGUGCCCCAGUCCCUUGCAGCUGUUUUUGGAGAGCUCUUCUCUCCCCCGUUCUCUGGCACUACAGACUGGCACAGCUAGAGAUUGGCUUGGAAUGGACUUUUCUAUUCCAGUUAAAACUUAUCUCUUGUGAGGGAUGUGGCACUCUGGUUUGGGAGGAAAUUUCCCCUUUUCUCACUCAUUUUCAUAGAACCUUAGAAUUGUAGAGUUGGAGCAUCCUGCAAUGAGCCAGGAUGCUCAUUGCAAAAAAAUUGGAAAGGGGAAAAAAUACCACCAAUAAAAGAAUGGCAAAUGAAAUUUUGUGAAUAUAUUUGGCAAGAUUCACAGCAUUUUUAAGGGGACAGUCGGACCAAAAAUUAGUAAAAGAAUGGGAUUGUGUUAAAGAAUAUAUGAAAAAACAUUGUUCUGGAGUAAGUAUAUCGGGAUGUAAGGAAUGAAGCUUUGCAGGGUUAAAGAAAUUGAAAAAUGGUCCAAGAGGUAUAAAGAUAGAGGUAAUCUGCACUAGACACAACAAUACAGAAUGAUUAAAAACUAUGAGGUCUCAGAACAAAGGAAGGAAGUCAAUAGUAACGAUUAGUAUGACGAUACAGUUUUCUUUGUAGGUGUGAUUUUUCUUUUUCUUUUUUCAUCUUUGUUUUGCUUUCCUUUCACCCCCGGCCAUUAGAUAUGCUGACUGGGGCUGGUGUUAAUCCCUUACAGGCUUCAUUUGGACUAGCUUAACAGCAUGUGAAGGGGCCACAACGAACCCACCCUAACCUAGAGGGAGGUGGGCAGAUCACUUUCUUGAAUGCUGGCCCUGUUGCAGUAUGUCUUGGGAGGGGAGUGCAAAGAAGAUCAAGUGAAUGCAGAAGCUUCUCUAAAAACUGGCUAUGUACACAUGAUUCCCCCCCCCCAAAAAAAAGAAUACUGGGAACUGUAGGUGCUGGGUGUUGGGAAUUGUAGCUCUGUGAGGGGGUGUGCUACAGUUCCCAGGACUCUGGGGGACGUCAUGUGCUUUCAAUGUGUAGUGUGUACUCAGCCCAUAUUCCUGGCUGCUUAAGGCCAGCCAAGUUGGAGGGAACUGUGUAUUCUAAAGACAACGGGAACUGGUCGAACUUCUAUUCUUGUUUGAUUAAGGCAGUUUUAUAAACAGCCCCUUCUUGGGUGUGGCAGGUCAGUCUCUUCAAGGUAACCAGGCAGGGGAGUUUUAACAAAGGAUUCUGUGUCCUUCAUUUUGGCCACCAAUUACUUGGUAGAAAAGGAAGAGUUUGGAUUUGAUAUCCCACUUUAUCACUAUCCUAGGGAGUCUCAAAGCGGCUCACAUUCUCCUUUCCCUUCCUCCCCCACAAGAAACACUCUGUGAGGUGAGUGGGGCUGAGAGACCUCAAAGAAGUGUGACUAGCCCAAGGUCACCCAGCAGCUGCAUGUGGAGGAGCGGAGACGCGAACCCGGUUCCCCAGAUUACGAGACUACCGCUCUUAACCACUACACCACACUGGCUCUCACAUUGAUGUGUGAACUCAAAGGCUGAUGCCAACACAUUCAAUGACAUAAGCUUCCAUUGAUUUCAGUGGGUUACUCUGAGCAUGAUUGAGAUUGGACAUUGCCUAUAGCAGGGGUGGCCAACUCCCAAGAGACUGCGAUCUACUCAUAGUGUUAAAGACUACCCCCAUUUUUGGGGUGGUGCAGGUCAAAGUUGUUGAGCUUUUUAUAGGAAGAGAGGAGAGAGGGGGGCCCUGUUUUGGGGGGGGCUGCAAAAAAUGCCGAGCUUUUUUUGGAGGAGCAAAACUUUUUGAACUUCUUUUCGGGGGGGAGCCAGUGAUCUACCGCAGAUGUGCAGUGAUCUACCAUUGAGGAUUUCUACCUUUUCAGAUUGUCACAGGAGAGCUGGAAUAAUGUGUUGUAGCUGGUGGGAAGCAAUUACACAGCCUUUGAAGUUGGUUGACGGAAUAGUGUCAUCCUGCAAAACACAGGCAUGAGCAGAUGCACACUUUCUACAUCUCCAUAUAACGGCUGCAGAACACAAGGGAGGAUAUUUUUAGGUUGCCAUUUUGAAAGCAGUUUGAAUUUAAGAAUCCAUGCAUGUUGUAACUUCUGUGAAAGGAGAUUCAGUGGCCCUUGAAGUGGCAAUGGAGCAGUUGUAUGUGCGACACAGUUGAAUAUUUGUGUAUUUUGAAUCUCGUUUCUGUGUAUAUAUACAUAUAUAUAUAUAGAGAGAGAGAGAGAGAGAGAGAGAUGUGGUAUACAACAUGAGAAUAAAAUCAACAAAAUGUCCAUGAAAGCAUAAACACAGAUAAAACACCAGUCAACCCUGAUUUGUUAAAGAGAAUUCAUAUUACAAAGAUCUGGCUUAGAAUGGUAUGGUUUUCAAAAGACAUCUGGGCUAGUUCCUGCAAAACAUCUACGGGCAGGGAGUUCCACAGGGCAGCGCCUGCACCACUAAAGGUUUGGUCCCUUUUACUUGAGCAAUGGAGAGAAGCAAGGGGUUUCCAGAAAUGGAGGGCACAGGAUAUAAACACACUUGAGGACCUUGCUGGAUCAGGCCACCCAGGACGACUCCCCUGCUCAGUGCCUGAGGGCCCCAGCCUUGCCACUCACCAACUGGCCUAGGGUGGCGCUUGACGGGCUCCAUCAAGGACUGCUGGCGCCGCUGCUGGGCAGAGAGGGCUCCGUUUUUCUUUUUUUAAUUGCUGUUAUUUUUUACCUAUGUCAUUUCAAACUGAUAUUAAUGCUGUAAUCUUAGUUUUAGAUUUUGAUUUAUGUGGAAGUUGUUUUCCAUUUGGUUGUGUAUUUUUGAUGUGGUUUACAGUGGUACCUCGGGUUACAUACGCUUCAGGUUACAGACUCUGCUAACCCAGAAAUAGUGCUUCAGGUUAAGAACUUUGCUUCAGGAUGAGAACAGAUAUUGUGCUCCGACAGCGUGGCAGCAGCAGGAGGCCCCAUUAGCUAAAGUGGUGCUUCAGGUUAAGAACAGUUUCAGGUUAAGAACAGACCUCUGGAACAAAUUAAGUACUUAACCCGAGGUACCACUGUAUUUAUUGUUUAUGAAUUAUGUAAAUCUUGUCAUGUUGUAAGCCGCCUUGAGCAUUGUUUUUAACUGGAAAAGCGGCAUAAAAAUAAAAUGCUGAUGAUCUCACAACCAGAUGCUUUUUGGAAGUCCAAAAGCAGGACCGGGCACAGCAGCAGCCUCUCAGGCCGCCUGGCUCACUGCCUGUGUCAGUGGAGGCAGAACGUAGACAUUGUGGCUUUGAUAGGCUCCAUUCUCCAUGAACUUGUCUUUUAAAGCCUCCCAGGUUGGUGGCUGUCAAUACACCUUGUGGUAGCGGAUUCCACAGUUUUAACUGUUCUGUGUGAAGAAGCGCUUCAUUCUGGUCUGUGCUGAUUUUCCACCCAGCUUCAGUUGCUGUCGUGUCGUGUGCCACAGGCUUGGGCAUCUCUCUCUGCUCUGAAGGUCUUGUAUAACAUUUUUUCUAUACAUAGCAUUGCUAAUGUCAGGCUGUCGCUUUUGUGCUUGUCAUGCCAGUGCUUGCAAUCACAACUGCUUCUUCUCAUAUAAGACGAACCAUGAUUGGAGAAAGCUUGUGCAACUCCCCCCUCCCAAUGGAGGCUCAGUUUGAGGAUGAAAGAUUCUCCUCCUCACACCCCCAUGCCUUGUCUUUUCAGCAGCCAUUUCUCUCUUCCAAAAUCUCAGGUUUCUCUUUGCCUAGUAAAAUGUCCCCUUUUCUGUCCUGGGCUUAUCCACUCCCUUUGCACUGCCCAGAAGCAACGUUCGUUGUUUCAUACACUCGCGGUUGGCAUUUCCAGGGGUGUGUAGGCAGUAUGCCUAUUGUUUGACUGGUUAUUAUGGGAUACUUUCCUUCAGGGAUUUUUCCAAAGUAAGAAAUGUUAGGAGAACGACAGGAUUCAGGGUGGCAUUUCAUAUGCAUCAAAAAAAGGGAGAAAGUGAUAGGAUGGAAAUGAGGUGGCUGGGAAGUUUGUGGAACAUGGCAUGCGAGUCUCUCACCUAAUCCAACCACAGGCUGUGCGUGAGAGGCAGCUGUCUCCCUGCUCCUUGGAGGCAAAAGGAUUUUGGUGGGAGCUGCUGCCUGGCAAUAGAAAAGGGCAAGAGCCUAAAUCAUCCUAGUUGGAAAACUUUCGUAAGCCACUUCUUGAGAGCACCUCCGGGCUAUAAAGCAAGAUACAGGUAUUUCAAAUGGGGCAUUUUAUCGUGUAAAAAUGAAAUUGCCCAGAGUCCUCCAAUAGGUAGACCCCAGGUCAAACCUUUCUUCAUCCAUGAGCUUCUUGGUUGGUCUUGGGCAGGCCUCACUCUUAAGCUUCCCCAUUCUCAUAUGAGGAUUGUUUGUGCAGUGGUGUAGCAUGGGUUGCCAGUUCCUGGGGCCACACGGGGGGGGGGGGGAGGAGGGAAACGGAUGCAUGUGCAUUCAACUGCCUAAUGGCAUCCGUGUCACCCAGGAGAUCACAGAGAGAUGUAGAGUCAUUUCAUUAUCUGGAGAGGUCACUUCCUGAGUCGCAUGGGAAAGCUGUUUUCAAUGGAGCCCAGUGGUGGAAGCAUGCAGCUGUAUAAUGAGGCAGCAUCUGGUGUUCAAAUUUUGUGCCCGGGGAGUUUGCCCUUGUGGACCCCCCCCCCCCAAUGCUAAACCACUGCAUCUGUGUUUGCAAACCUGAUGGCUCUGCAUACUUGAUGACUUGGUUGCUAAGCCAUUCAUUACUGCAGCAGGAAGGGCCCAGUCCUUGACCUUCAAAGCCCGAGGACAGGGAUUUUGCCCCUUGCCCAAGGUUCAGCCUCAGAGCAGGAGAGGGGUAGAGGCGUCGUCACUAUAGUUCUUCUCCUCUUGGGAAGCCCAGCAUCAAAUGGGUACCAGUUUCUGCGAGGUUUCUAGCUCUCAGGUUGGAAGGAAACAUGGAGACUUGUCAUGCUCAGCAGAUGUGUAUUUGCCAUGCCAAGGGAAAUUGUAGACCUCUGAAUGUCAUGCUGACCAUCCCUUUAGAGCAGAAGUUUUCAACCUUUCUGAGCCUGUGGCUCCCUUAAACAACUGCAUUCUUUCUGUGGCACACCUGUGGGGCUCAGGAGCCCAGUUAUGUCACUCCUUGUCUGCAGUGCUGGCAGCCUCUCACACUUUUUCAAACACCCUCCCUUGUGGAGCGUUCCCUCAGCCGCCUCUCCUCUCCUCUCCCUCUCCUUGGGAGUCCUCCAGGCAGCCGCUUCUGCUGCCCCUGGUCUCUGAGCUAAAGAGGAAUCCCAAAAUUGCUUCUUCAGAUUCUGCAAUAGUGGUUUGCCUAUCUAGUAUUUUUGGCUGUGUCAACUGUCCUAGAAAUGGGUUGACACUGAAGUUUUGCAAGGUAGGUUAGGGAAAAGGGUCAGGAGAGAAGCCAGCUGACCAUGUACAGGACAGGGGUUUGUCUGUACACACACAUUAAGUCUUGUGUCAAGCUAUUUCUCAUUGAUGGAUUGAUUUCUCCUGUGUCCUCAAACCUUCUCUCCUUCUUCUCAUUCAGCAACUUCAGCAAGCAGGGGUGAAAGUAACAGAUCUGGACACCAAAGGCGCUGCAGGUGAAGAAGAGAGUAAAGCACUGCAGGGUGAAGUGAAAAAACUGAAGGAUGAGCUGGCCUCCACAAAGAAAGGUGAGAGACUUGGUGGAGUAUGUUUAGCCCAUGCCCCCUCCAGUCCUGGCUGUAAAAUGACCUUGAGUGGUAGAUGCCACUGCCCAGUAACUUAUAGGGAAAGGGCAUAACCUAUUAGAGACCCUGGACUAUCCCUCUCCCCCCACAUCCCAGUUGUGUACAGCUGGAUCAUCUGGGCUAGAUGCCGACGAAAGGGUGAUACACCAUCUAUUUAUACUUCUAGAACUGUACAGCCAUGCGCCUUCCUCAUGUACAAUCUCAGAGUUCUGCCCCCCCCCUCUCCUGCUUAAAAAUACUUCACUUGGCAUCAGACUUUGGGAAUAGAUGGACCAAGCCCUGAAGAGUUUGUUUGUAAACACUUUGGUUCUCUAUAGUUGUGAGGAUGCUGUUUUCCUUGCUCUACAAAUCAAUGUCUUUAGUUAUUGAAAAGGGAAAUGAUGAUGGGGACCACUAAUUGGUGGACUCAGGUCUUCAAAUCUGAAUGUUUGGGCACUGCACACACUGGCAGGUUUGGGACUUCUUUACACCUUCUUUGUCACAACUCCCAUCAGUCCCAGCCUGAUGACCAAUGCCCAGGCAUGGUGGGAGUCCAGCAGAACCACAAAUUCUCCAUUCCUCUCUCUCCUGUCCCAGUUAACAUGCAGCAUAGGCUGAUGUAGUGGCACUUGCUCACAUUGGUCCCAGGUAGCCUCCUGCGAAGUGGUUGAUUCUGGCAGCAGCAUAGGUGAUGCUGCUCUGAGCUGUGGCGCACAGUCACGUGGAAAGUUCUCCUGCAUAAGCUCCACUGGAAUAGGUGGGAGAUGUGUGAGAGCACAGUCACUUAGUGGGAAGGGAAUGCUGCUGUUUGGUGCUGUUGGCACCAUACUUCACCACUGCUAAACCCUCCCCUCCUCUCCCUGUGUCUCCUCCACAGUCAAAUGUAUUUAUUUAUUUAUUUGAUUCAAUUGAUGAAUUGCUUCCCAUAAAAUAUAUUGAUCUGAUUUCAUAGUAGAGACAAUCAAACAAUUCUGUAUGUAAACUAUAUUAUACUGGCAAGCUCAUACCCAACAAUGAUUGGGAAUGCUAAGAAACAUCAUCAAAUUGAGUGCAAUUUUGAAAUCAGUGGUUAAAAUCCACACUGUUUUGUAAGAUUCAGCCUGCCAUCUUGAUUCAGAUUGGCAUCCAAUAGAUGAAAAACCCGUUACUUGACCUCAAGAACCAUAAUGCAAAAUUGGAUUACGGUAUCUUCACAGUGUCCAGAUGCAUAGGAAGCAGACAAACGAUUUUCCAGGUGUCCUCCAAUAAAAUUGUUUGUAUGUCUACUAUAAUUGUUUGUAUGGUAGAUACGCCAACAAUUUAAAACCAAUUCUGUGUGUGAAAAGAACUCCAACUCCAAUACAACUCCAACUCCAAAUAAACGUUGCAAGCUUUUUUAGGGUAGCAGGGCAGGGUCUUUGCACAUUACUCUAAAACCUUGGCAAUGACAUAAUGGGAUACUCUCUCCCCUCAUGCUGCAUGUGUUUGAAAAAAAACCCCACACACACUCGGGGGGGGGGGGGGCUCCAGUUCUCAGUUGCAGUAUCAACCAGUCUGAGCAGCUUCUCCAGGGCUCAUUUCCAGGGCUGGCAAACUAGAGGGGUUGACAUCAGUGCUGGAGGAAUCCUGGAGCUGGGAAGUUUUGGGUGUCAAUUGCCCUUCCGACCUUCUCAGUUCUUGGUGGGCUUGUGUAACAUUCCCAGCUUCUCUUUGACUCCCCCUUCCCAUGUGAAUGGCACAGUGGUCAGGCAGGACUGUAACUGGUUGUGUACUGUGCAACACCAGGCACACAAGAAGUGCUCAAUAUACCUUUUAAGUUGGUUGAAUUAUUUAAGGUUCUUGAAUUGUUAUUUUGUGGCUCAGAUUUCUUUCUUUGGGGGGUGCAGGGGGUGUUUGGCUGUGCAUGCCUGAGUUGAACUGAUCUCUUGUCUCUUCUUCCAGUGUGACCUCUUUUUUUUAUAGCUGUUGUAAGGGGUGCUGCGUUUUGUUCCUUCUCUCCAGUCUAACACCCAAAUGGUGCUAAUUGUUAAGCCACAGAAAAGCUGCCAAAUUUGGCACAACUUGUUCUUCUGGCCCAGAAGCCCUCUGUUUCUUUAGCAUGGUGGUCUUCCACAAGGGAAGUGUCCCAUGUGCUGGAUCAGGCCAAUGGCCCAUUUUUUCCAGCAUCCUGUUCUCUCAGUGGCCAACCAGAUCCCUGUGGGAAGCCUCCAAGCGGGACCUGGGUUCAACAGCAGCCCUCUCCCCUAUUGUGAUUUCCAGCAACUGGCAAUGGAAGUGAAAUGGCCAUGAUGGCUAGCAGUCAUGGAUAGGCUGAUCCUCCACAAACUCUUUUAAAGCUGUCCAAGAUUGUAGCCAUCACUACUUCUCAGGGGAAAUAAUUGAAUAGCUUAACUAUGUGCUAUUUGAAGCCAGUGAGGAAAGUGAAGGAAGGAGCAUCUUCCCAGUUUUCUCUGAGUCCUCCUUAAGGAUCCUUUCAGGUCUGCAUCUGACAAAAACCAGCCUUGGGUGUCCCUCUCUUCCAGUGAUGCUAAUGCUAUCAUGGGAUGUGCGCCAGUUGCUCUCUGACUGUCUGCAUCCGGAGCCUUGAAGUGCAGGAAGUGCAGCUUGCAUUUGGCGCCAAAUGCAAGCUUCAGAAUGGAUCUGGUCCCAGAGGGGCUUGCACUUGGCAGACUAAAUUUAAAUUCAGCGCUGACCACGAGCUCGACUUUCGGCACAGAUUGGCUCUGCUUGGAAAACUCUGCUGUGCCAUUGAUGGCCAACAUGCAAAAGGCCCUGAAUGCAAGCUCCUCUUGCCAAGGAGCAACUGAGAGUGCACCUUUAGGCUCCCAAUUGUUCUUUUGCAGAUGUGGCUUUACCUGCACCACACCUGAAGUCAUAGGUGACUCCAGGUGUGGCAGUAACUACCCUGUGGGCCCAAUCAGGGCCUCUGGUGGCUCUGAUUUGUUGUGUGGGCUGGAGGUUCCCCUCCCAUGAUAGGUUGUAGGAAUCUUAAGAAGCAGAACUGGAAGUGACUCAGGGAAUUGUUUGGGUUACGGUUCUGGUUCUCCGCUCCCGCAAUAAAACACUGGUGAAUGUUAGAGGUGAUUUGGACCAGGGAGCACAGUCCUAAUGCAGAACAAAAAAUUGGAUGAGAGCUUAUUGAGAAUAGUUGAAAUGUGCUUGUGGUGACAUGAUCCAAUCAGUUAUUUCAGGCUUGCCUAGUACUAAUUACACUCUAGAACCACCAUCCAUGUCUUUGAGCGUUACUUUUUAAAAUUCUGUCUAUGCUGGUGGUCAAGCACAAACCCUGCAGUGGGCAAACUGGCAAUUGAGAAGCAGCCUAGCUUAUUGUCCAGUGAUCUCAACUGUGAAGACCAAGAGGGAAAUAAGUGGCCAAGCAAAUUGACAUAUAGGUUACGGGACAAGGAUAACUAUGACUUUAAGGAUGAAUGGGAACCUUUACAAAGUAUUUGAAGACGCAACAAAGCGAACUGGACUCCUUGGCAGGUUUUAAAUAAACAUUCACAAUUUUUUUUACUGAUAAUAAUUAGCUAAACAGUUUGAAGAUCUACACAAUUCUGUAACAUGCAGAAAAUAGCGUUAUUGGAGAAACCAAAGACUGGAACUGAGGGAAGUCGGGGGGUGGGGUGGGAGGAUGGGUUUUGUGGGGGGAGGGGGAGGGAGGAAAACCGGGGGCCAAUAAGGAUAUGUUUUUGGAAAAUAUGUUUUGUUAUAACUUUGAAUAAAUAAAUUUUUUAAAAAAGUUAUUUUGUAAACUGUCCUAUGAUCUUUAGAUCAAGGCAGGCAUACAAAUUUUAUUAAGUAAGUGUUAGAAAUCAAACUACUCACCUCAGUCCUUUCAUGGAGUUGGAAGUCAGAGGAAUGAACUUGGUGGAAGAUCACAGCUCCUCCUCUGAUCCAAAAGUCUGUGGUUUUCUGUUCCUGGAAAACCAGGAUCUGCAGUGAUCCAUUUUUUACACACAGACACAUGCAUGUGACUUGGCUUGCUGUUGCCUGAUUAUCUGGGUCAGUUGGGAUGUGUAGAGAUUGCUCUAACCUGUGCUUUUCUUCCCCCUUUACCCCCCAGCCCUGGAAAAGGCAGAGAACGAGGCCCUGGCUAUGCGCAAACAGGCUGAAGGACUGACCAAGGAGUAUGACAGACUGAUGCAUGAACACACCAAGCUCCAGGUGCCAGGGGAGGGAAGUGGGGUUGCAAAUAUCUGUUCUGAGGUGGGAGGGAGUCAAGAGGGGCCUGGCUGGCACCUGCAUGAGGCAACUGUUGUGUCUGGAUGGGCUAUUCCAAAACUCUAAAAACCGGUCCUCUCCCUGGCUUCUACGGGUUCCAGCUUGAGCUGGUGUUUUGCUCCAGGAAGAGCAGUGGUGUUUGUGUUCUAGGGCAGGGCAAGAAGAAGGCAGUGGUGGUGGUGUGAUGAGGGGUUUGGGGCUCAAAAAUCCUUUAAAAAAAGAAAAAAGAGAGAGUGUUUGUCCCAUGAGUACUGUGGCUGCUCUGGGAAUGUGAGGGUCGUCGAUGCCAGCCUUCCCCAGCCUGGUGUCCUUCAGAUAUUGUCGGUCUACAGUCCCCAUCAUCCCUAACCAUUGGCCAGGCUGGUUGGGGCUGGUGGGACCCCAAGAAGAUCUGGAGGACACCUGGUUGCAGAAGGCCAAUCUGCUUGGUUUUAAGAGAAGGAAGCUUCUUGGUCUUCCUCUUUUCCCCAGCUUCGGGGGGGGGGGGCUCCUCAUUCCAGCCUUCACUUGAGUGUCCUGUGGACAUUCCUCCUUGAAAGAGAGGUGGCUUCCCAGUUACCAGAAUGCAUAAAUAAGGGAAGAAUGGGGUGACGCUCAAGAAGUAAGGUUUCGGCUGCGGUCGGCCCUUACAAUGGUUGAGAGGGAGGCACCCCAAAUAAAACCUCCUUUUUUCUUGCCCUGUGCUUUGUUCCUUGUUGGAUUUCAGCUGUGUGUGAGGUGGUGAGUCCAGCAUGGUCACUCCUGCUGGGCAAAGCCAGUUUUGUGAACAAAUCUUCCUCCAGAUGAGGGCAGCUGGGGAGUCUUCUGAAGUUUCAGCUGUAACUGAAAAUAAAUGCGUGUCUUGCCGUUGUUUAAGCUUUCAGGGAAAGCAGGAGCUGUGUCCCUGCUGCUUCUAGUCCUACAACCCAUGAUUACCUCCUCAGGGGUGUGCUCUCUUCCCCCACCCCCACCCCUUGCACCCCAAACCUUUUGACUGUGCAUCAGAUAUCCUUAAAAGUUAGCAAGAGCCUUCCACAAGUUCUGGAAUCUUGUUGCUGACAGAAUCAUAGAAUCAUAGAGUUGAAAGAGACCACAAGGGCCGUCGAGUCCAACCCCCUGCCAAGCAGGAAACACCAUCAGAGCACUCCUGACAUAUGGUUGUCAAGCCUCUGCUUAAAGACCUCCAAAGAAGGAGACUCCACCACACUCCUUGGCAGCAAAUUCCACUGUCAAACAGCUCUUACUGUCAGGAAGUUCUUCCUAAUGUUUAGGUGGAAUCUUCUUUCUUGUAGUUUGGAUCCAUUGCUCCGUGUCUGCUUCUCUGGAGCAGCAGAAAACAACCUUUCUUCCUCCUCUAUGUGACAUCCUUUUAUAUAUUUGAACAUGGCUAUCACAUCACCCCUUAACCUCCUCUUCUCUAUCUUCUCUGACAGUCUCUACCUUCAAGAACAUACAUCCUUCCAGUCCUUGAAUGUGUUGCAGGAGGUUUCACAUUUGUGCAUACAGUGGGUGCUUCUGAACCUCCCCCUUCUCAGGGUCCCCCGAAAGUCGCCACCCCUGUAGCAGGAAGAAAGGAGUAGUCGGUCUUUUAUUUUUUGGGUGUGUGUGUGUGUGAUUAUGUUGAUGAGUUGCUUUGGUACAUUAAUGGAGCUUCUUUCUGCAUUCUUAAGGGAGGGCUUUGAAUCUGUUGGAUUACAGCUGUCUUCUGCCGCAGACCCGCCUUCUCUCCUACCCUGUGUCACUGGUUGGCUAGGUUUAAAUGGCCAGCCCACAACAAACACAGCAUACACACACACACGUAUAAAAAUAAUCCAGCUUUCGUUGCCAGGGUAACCUAAUCUGCACACAGUGGCUGAGAGAAGCUGCCCAGCCUUGGUUGCGGGUUUUUUACUCCAGCCUCUCCCAUUCGCGGAGUACCAGCCAGGGGGAGGAUCUUGGCAGCGCCUGGGAAUCUUGCCCGGUAAACAACCCUCCACGUUUCUCUCUGCACGUAAGCAGCAGGUCACAAGACGCUGCCUCACCUGGGAGCUGAUAACAGGUGGGCGGGGAGGAACAAUGCUGGGCCUGGCACCACCUCAAGGAAGCGCGGAAGGGGCUGGGCCCCUCACUGCUUGGGUUUUAAAACAAGACUUGAGGCAGCACUGCCUGCAGAGAUGUGGAGGAUGUUUUUCUUUUCCCCAGACUGGACUUAAACUCAGGAGUGAAGGACUAUAUACAAGUUCAUUAACAGCAGUUUGGGACUGGGAUAGUGAUGUCUGGUUCAUAGAUAUCAACUUUCAGAUUUGAAAAUAAGGCAUCAGCAGCCUCACCUGUCCUGGGGACAGUCUACGGGAUAUCUAACAAUCCGGGAUAGCAGCGGGAAACGGCGCUGGAAUAAGGGAAUUUCCUGCCAAAAAAGGGAAAGUUGACAGCUAUGGUCUGGUUAUCAGAGGUGGGAAACCUCAGGAACAGCCUCCCAAGUAUUGUUUUGGGACCAAAUGAUAUUUUCUAGUAGAUCUUAGGAGGAGGUUUCUCUGUGUGUCACUGUCCUCUCCAGAAGCUUACUGGCAAUUCGGAAAAUAUUCCCCCCCCCCUUCAGUCACAAUCUUGUGAUGGCCCCCUUCCCAAUUCCCAUGCUUAACCAGCCCCUCUUGUUAUCCAAGGCUGCGUACACACCUUGCGUUUAAAGCGCAUGGCUUCCCCCAAAGCAUCCUGGGGACUGUGGCUUGUCAUCGGCACUGGGAAUCGUAAUUCUGUGAGGAGUAAACUACAGCUCCCAGGAUUCUUUGAGGGGAUCUCUGUGCUUUAUUUGUGUGGUGUGUCCACAGCCAUAGUCCCCAUUGGGCAUUCCAGGAAGCCUCCCUUGGGGAAUGCACCUGAUUGCUUGCACAGUUCUCCCAUAGCUAGUGACCAUGGGUUUGUCCCUUUCGCUCUAGAAGUUUGCAGUUGGGGAGGGUGGUUCUGGAAGGCUUGACUGGGCUCCAGACAGUUUGCAUGAGCCGCGUCUUCUGCGUUUUGCUUGCUCUCUGCUCCAUGGUGGAGCUUGGGUGGGUUGGACAGGGACAGCAACCGCCUCUUCUUUCUUAGUCUUAGGAUGAUAAAAAAAAAAGUUUCAAGGUUCUGUUGUAACCCAUGCUGAGUAAGCCACCUGCCUCCAGGGCUUAAUUACCCCCCACGCAGCAUCUUUCUGGAUUGCAAUGGGCGUUGCUCUGAAUAUCCUCAUUCCAAUCCCUUCUCAUCCCCAUGCUCCCUUCAGCCCACAAGUCCUUACUGAGCUCUGUCUUGGCUUUGCCUGUGUGCUGCAACCACCUGCUUUCCCCCUCCCCUCCCCAGAGCUGGUGUGAUCCGGCUGCCAAGACUCAGUAACAGUGUGCCUUGCCAGCUGCUUAAAAAUAGGAUCUCAGUGUUGUUGCUAUUCUGAUGGCUCUGCAGGAUGGCACUGCUGAGGAAUGGCACCCUCCUGUUUCUAAAGCGCCAGUGUGCCUUUGGGUACCUAGGGAAGCAGAGAUGUCCUUGCCCUGGGAGGAGGAGGGUAGGGACCUUUGCAGCUACUCACAUGCCCUUGAGCAUUGUUCCUGGGUGGUGAUUGGAGGCUCUCAUGUUGGCCUUUCCUUAAGGCUGCCUUCCCCAACCUGGUGCCCUCCCAUGAGCCCCAGCACAGCCUUCUAGAAGGCACCAGGAUGGGGAAGGCCAUGUUGAGGAGGUGUGGGUGCAAACAGCAGCAUUCUCGGCUGGUGUCUUGGGAACUCUGUUCGAAGCAUGUUUUCAAAGGGAGGGGAGAACUAAGUGGCGGCAAAUGCUAAACAGUGCGUGGGAACUCCUCUCUGCAGUGAGGUAUCCUGCUGAGCUAAUAUUUCACGCACAGCUCUUCAUCUUUGCUGCCAUCAUACUCCAAAGCACCCUGUACUGCAGGCUGGCAUGGUUCGCUCUAGAUACUGUUGAGCUUCAGCCCCAGCCAGCAUCGCCAAAGGUCAGGGAUGAUGGUCCCCUGUACAGGGUGCUGAUAGACUGCUCUGCAUCUUGCCCGGACAUCAAAAUUAGGGGUGCAUUGGCCUUUCUGCUCUACUUCAGUUGAGCACUACCGCAGCCCUUCAAAGGGAGAAUUUGCAGGGUGGAGGGUGAGGAGGAGGAAGACGGGAUUCUGAAUGGGCAGCAGAAUCCAGGACGGUAUCUGAACCUGUGUUAGCUGGCGAUUUCUGGCAUCUGCUUAGCUUGGUAGGAGUGUUGUGGGCCGUAGCUACUGUUAGUUUGUUUUGCUUCAUGCAGCUAUUUGCCUUCGUGGCCAUUCUGGGCAGCUUUCUCCAGGUUGCAUUCCUGUAGGGAGCUGGGUGGUCUUCCCCCUCCUUGGGCUGUGUAAGCAGAUCCCUCCCCCUUGGGUAGGAUUGCAGUGCUAAGGGCUGACUAGUUGGCAGAGAGGCAGAAUGUUGCUACUGCAGCUGCUGUCCCUCCUAGACAAUUGAGCUCUGCACUUGGGCACAGGAUAGAAUUGCAUUGAAGUCCCUGGCCAUCUGUGGAGGCAGGGGUGGGGGCAGCAUUUCUGCUAAGGCAAAACUGUAUUUUCAGAAGGACUGUUGAGAAUGCCUAUUUGCCCCUCAAGUUGCCAUUACUGCGUGGAGUAGCAGUAGAUGAUAUCCUUUCAGCCACGUGGUUCAGCCUUGUGGAAUUUGUGGAGAUAUGUGUGUCUCAAGAUGCCUGGGGCUAAGACUGAGCUGUGAAUGGGGAAGUCACGUGAGCCAUAAAUUCACAAGGUGAAUGCAAACAGCCUUGAUUUUUGAGCAUCCUUAACUGGUCAGGGUAGGGAAUCGCCACUGGCUGCUGUGGAAAUACAUUCACAGAACCUGCCUUUCAUGUGGCUGGUGCACACACUGACCAGCAUUAGGCAUGUACAGCACAGAAGCAAAACAAAUGCAGCAGCCUUGAAUGAUGUGCCUAAGAAUGAGCAGCUUAUGACCUUGCAGAAUACAAAGGACAAUGGCUUGAAUGGAGAUAUUGCGUCAUCGGCCAGCAGGGAGUCAAAUCUGUUGUGUACAUUUGGGCAUGCAAGGCCUUGUGACUUGCUUAUUAUCUGCCUGAAAUGACAAUGGACUUGUAGUUCGUUUUCUGCUGCAAAGUGUCCACUUGCUACCUUGCUCUGCUGUCUGCAGAGUUCUGUGAAACUCCAAAUCCAAAACUAUGUGUCUGCCUUAUCCUGCAAAAGUAACAAGCGCAGCAUGUGGCAAAGGACAAUAAAGAAUUUUGUUUCCUGGGAAUCUUCACUUAAAGCUGAUUUCCAGGCCAUAAUGGCAGCAACACAUGCCUGGAAGUGUGUGUUUGCUGUCCUCUCAGAAGCCAAAGGUGAUGACGGAAUGAGAAUUCUGUGGCUUGAGCCGUGGGGCCCUUAGUGCACUGCAUAACUUCUGGCUCCUCCCCAUAACCAGCACAAAAAUAAACCACUUGCAGAAUUUAGUGUUAUUUACUUGGCUGCAGCUUUUGAAAAGGGGGGAGGGGUAAAGCAUGGGGAAACAAGACAACUCUGUCCCUAAAGCGUGUAAAAUGGAGAAGUUAACUGUGUUAAGCCACUUUGCACUGGCUUGUCGAAAACGUGGCUUAAAAAUACAUUUGAAUGAAAUAAUUCUCCUCUUAUAUAACGCCAUGUUGUCCCCCCCCCCUCCUUGUUUCUCCCAGGAGGCCUGCGAUGGACCGAGAGACAAGAAAGAAGAAUGAUUCCCCUGCUGCAUAUUGGGGGUUCUGGCCAGUCUCCACCUGGUUGCUGUACACUCAUGUUUUUCAUGGGGCUGGGGGCAGUCUGGCUGAGCCCCCUCCCCUCACUUUCUGGGCAUGGGUUUGGGUGAUCUGUUCAUCCACCAUUAUUUGCUCCUUCCCCGUCCUGCACCCCCCUUCAGUGAUAUAGCUUUUGAGUGGACUGCUAACUCUCUUUAUCCUUGUGCCCCUGCCCCCCCCCCCCAAUAAAGAGACUGGAUGUGAACUUACCAGAACAAUACUGCUGCUUGACUGUUUCUCACAGGUGGAGGAGAGGAGGAAGAGGAAGACAAAGUCUGUCUCUCUGGGGAGGCAGUUGGGGCUGGGCUACCAGGGCCAGAAGCAUUUCAUGGUGGCGAGGGUUGGCUGGGUCUAUUUCAGCAUGUGCUCUAAGGCUGUCCUGCUGUCUUUUAGCUGCACUUGCUCCCCCAGACUAUGGGUAGUUUCACUUACUCCAUCCAAAGCCUGAAGGGAGCAUGAGUGGAGCAUUAUGUGUGGUGCUUAUGUGCUCCUGUUGAUACCAUCUGGCUGUGAUGGGGAAGAUCUCCUCUGUGUCCGUAAUCUCUGUAUUUUUUUUAUAAUAUAUAUUAAGGACAAGGUGUCUGUACAAAGCUUCUCAUUAAAACUCUGGUAGAACAAAG
Messenger RNA from Podarcis lilfordi (Lilford's wall lizard), 37976 nucleotides. NCBI's taxonomy places the organism in Eukaryota, Metazoa, Chordata, Lepidosauria, Squamata, Lacertidae. The record is from the annotation of a GenBank genome assembly.